UCGUUUUCUGCAGACAUGAAUUCUCUUCUGAACAUCAAGGAAUCAGUCAGACUAUUUUAGAGAUUAUAAAGAUGAUGCAGUAGUGAAGGAAGAUUAUUCACAAACACCAUAGGAAAGCUUUUCUCACUUGUUUCUGGUGAUUUUCUUCAAUCAGUUCUUGGGGAAACAUGAGUUCAGCUCUUUCAACAGCUUCGGCCACCAGAAGGCUAGAGGGCAAAGUAGCACUAAUUACUGGUGGAGCCAGUGGCAUAGGCGAGAGCACAGCUAGGCUAUUUAUCAAACAUGGAGCCAAGGUACUCAUCGCAGACGUUCAAGAUGAUCUUGGCCACUCACUCUGCCAAGAAUUCGACUCCCAAGAAACUCUCUCUUACAUCUACUGCGAUGUCACUUGUGAUUCUGAUGUUCAAAACGCUGUGGAUACUGCAGUCUCCAGGUAUGGAAAGCUCGACAUAAUGUUCAGCAAUGCAGGAAUUUCAGGCAAACCAGAAACAAGAAUCCUAUCUACUGAGAAUGAAGAAUUCAAGAAAGUGCUUGAUGUGAAUGCUUUUGGUGCUUUCUUGGGAGCCAAACAUGCUGCUAGAGUAAUGAUCCCAGCCAAGAAAGGCUGCAUACUGUUCACAUCAAGUUUAGUUUCAGUGUGUUGCAUGGGUUCUCCAUAUCCAUACAUAGCAUCAAAAUAUGCAGUGGUGGGGCUCGCCAAGAACUUAUGUGUGGAGCUGGGGAAGUAUGGGAUUAGAGUUAACAGUAUUUCGCCAUUUGGGGUUGCAACUCAAAUGGUGAGAGAUGCUUUUGGGAAUAGGGAGAAGAAGGAAAUUGAGGAAAUUAUUUCAUCAGUGGCUAACUUGAAAGAGGUGGUGUUGGAAGCUGAUGAUAUUGCAGAGGCAGCUUUGUAUCUUGCAAGUGAUGAGUCUAAGUAUAUCAGUGGAAUCAAUUUGGCUGUUGAUGGAGGUUACAGUCUCACUAAUCCAACUUUUUCAUCGGCAAUGAAAAGCCUCUUCUCUUAAGAAGAUUGUCUUGAACCUCUGUGUUCUUCUUCCUCUUCUUCUUGUGACAGGACCAAAGCAUCUCAAUAAGUGAAACUUUAGUGUUUGUCCUGUAGCUUUCAGCUUGUAAUAUGAAAGUUAUAUGGCAACUAUAAAGUAUUAAUUAUUGUCAAUUCACAAUUAUUGAAACACCAAUGCAGCUAAUUGUCAACAGCUUUCUGCUUAUUUUUUAA
Manihot esculenta (cassava) is the source of this 1216-nucleotide messenger RNA. Its product is annotated as secoisolariciresinol dehydrogenase. NCBI's taxonomy places the organism in Eukaryota, Viridiplantae, Streptophyta, Magnoliopsida, Malpighiales, Euphorbiaceae. Gene Ontology annotation, molecular function: oxidoreductase activity, acting on the CH-OH group of donors, NAD or NADP as acceptor. The transcript has 2 exons. The record is from RefSeq and is a predicted model, not a curated record. The coding region runs from base 168 to 1004 and encodes 278 amino acids.